GAGAUCGCUUCUUACCUGAUCACCUUUGAGAAGCAUGAGGAAUGGCUCUCGGGCUCCCCCAAGACCAGACCCCAGAACGGCUCCCUCAUCUUGUACAACCGCAAGAAGGUCAAAUACCGCAAGGAUGGCUACUGCUGGAAGAAGCGGAAGGACGGCAAGACCACGCGGGAGGAUCACAUGAAGCUGAAGGUCAAAGGGGUGGAGGUGGGUCCCGUUCCCCUCCAGGUCCUGUGCCCCCCCUCACCCCCAGGGAAAAGGGGGUGGUGAGGCGC
This is a messenger RNA of Notechis scutatus (mainland tiger snake), 272 nucleotides long. The record is from RefSeq and is a predicted model, not a curated record. Lineage: Eukaryota; Metazoa; Chordata; Lepidosauria; Squamata; Elapidae.